AUGGCGGUAACAAAGCAAGUGCCGGCGGUUGAAGAAGAGAAACUGCUGAGAAAGAGGAACGAGGAGCUGGAGAGAGAGCUGAGAAAGAGCCAGGAGAGAGAGGAGCGCAUGAAGGCUGAGCUGCAGAAGGCCCGCGAGAGGCUCAGAGUCGCCGAGGAGGCAGAGGAGCGGCUCUGCUCACAGCUCGGUGAGCUCGAAGCGGAGGCCGUCGAUCAGGCUCGUACAGAUCACGCUCGGAUUCUGGCCCUCAUGAACCAGCUCUCUCAGGCCCAAAGCCUUCUCCAGGCUUCAUCCGUUGCGCAGCCUUUGGGACUCGCUUCCAAAUGA
Messenger RNA from Prunus armeniaca (apricot), 327 nucleotides. The record is from the annotation of a GenBank genome assembly. NCBI's taxonomy places the organism in Eukaryota, Viridiplantae, Streptophyta, Magnoliopsida, Rosales, Rosaceae.